AUGAAUAAUAGUGCUAGGGCAUUUACUGCUCCUGGAAAAGCGUUUUUGGCCGGGGGUUACCUCGUACUAGAGCCAAUCUACAAUGCAUAUGUGACAGCUCUUUCUUCAAGAAUGCAUGCGAUUGUUAAAAAUAAUGAUUCAAGUGAAUUACUGUCGUCAACUGUCACUAUUAGCUCUCCCCAAUUCCAAAUGGGUGAAUGGAAAUACGAAAUUGAUAAUAAUGACUUGGUAAAGAUUCCUACAGAAGUGAACCAACGUAAUAACCCGUUUUUGGAGGCUACAGUUCUCACUGUUAUGUCUUAUAUUCAACCAAAGGAAAAGUUCAACCUUGAAAUAACUAUUUUUUCAGAUCCAGGGUAUCACUCACAGGACGACACCACGACUAGAUUAUCAGACAAUAAGACUAAGAAAUUUUUAUAUCAUUCGAAACCAAUUAAUGACGUGGCCAAAACUGGGUUAGGCUCGUCGGCUGGAUUGGUAGCAGUGGUAACCACGGCGUUAAUCUCUGCCUUCAAAGAUGGCAGUAUAAGCGACUUGCAAAACAUAAUACACAAUUGCUCACAGAUUGCUCACUGUUAUGCACAAAAGAAGAUUGGGUCUGGAUUCGAUGUUGCUACAGCCGUCUAUGGAUCCAUUAUAUACCGUAGAUUUGAUCCCGAUUUGAUAAACGAAUUGUUUCAACACGGAUUUUUCAAAUCCCAGGAUGAUGAAGAGUUGAAACAAAGCUUUGCUACUGCCUUAACCGGCCUAGUGGAGUCCAAAUGGGAAUUUAAUAGCACCAGAUGUACCUUGCCUCCAGGCAUAAGAUUAUUAAUGGGUGAUAUCAAGGGUGGAUCCGAAACUCCCAAGUUGGUUUCGAAGGUGUUGAAAUGGAAGAGUGAGAAUGUUCUGCAAAGCUCUGAAUUAUAUAAAUGUCUCAACCAAGCGAAUCUCGACUUCAUUGACGCAUUAUCUGAAUUGCAUCGCUUCUACGUCGAAACACCUGCAACCUACAAAGAAUCUCUUGCUUAUUUGCAGUCCACAAAUGUCGCUGCUCUUUCAAAAGCCGAAUACACUCUGCAGCAACCUGACCCCAAGUUGACCCCAUUUGUCAGUUUAAUCGAGGCCAUUAAAAGAAUAAGAGCAAAUUUGAGAGAUCUAACGGCCUAUUCGGGUGCAGAAAUAGAACCUCAAUCCCAGACCGUGCUUUUGGAUAAUUGUAAUGAGAUCAAAGGGUGUCUUGGUGGUAUGGUCCCGGGAGCUGGGGGCUAUGAUGCUAUAUGUCUAUUGGUCAUUGAAGAUUCAAUUGAUGAAUUUGUGGAUUCAACCAAAGAGGAUAUCAAGUUUGAGAAUGUCGCAUGGUUGAAUUUGCACGAAGAAGAUGAUGGUAUUGUAGAAGAGCAAGUGAAUGACUAUAGUGGCUUGUUAUAG
Molecule: messenger RNA, 1410 nt
Organism: Debaryomyces fabryi
Lineage: Eukaryota; Fungi; Ascomycota; Pichiomycetes; Serinales; Debaryomycetaceae
Gene: ERG8
Product: phosphomevalonate kinase
Exons: 1
Coding region: 1-1410 (469 amino acids)
Biological process (GO): ergosterol biosynthetic process; isopentenyl diphosphate biosynthetic process, mevalonate pathway
Cellular component (GO): peroxisome
Molecular function (GO): phosphomevalonate kinase activity; ATP binding
Source: RefSeq, a predicted model, not a curated record